CUUGAGAUUAUCUGUCUAAGAUCUCAGGUGAUGAACACGUGAAGCCAUAAUGGACAGACUGCCGUACACCUAUCUGCUGAUAUUUUGCUGUUUGACAUUCGGCUGCAGCUUUGGAAGAGGUCAAGACACGUCUCCGUCAUGUGAUGUUGGGGUCAUGGUCCGGAGAGGCACGACAAAGAAAGCUGCCGCACAGCAACGUCUGACAGUCGAGUGUCCUGUCAAACACUGUGGAGAAUCAGUAAAUGUCACCUGGUGUAAACUGCUCGAAACAAACCAAUGGGAACAGAUCAAUCAAACCGAGAAUGUAGAAAUAACACAACAAAAGUAUGCGGAUAAACUGACGUCGUUUUUGACUUUCAAACGGAUUUCCAUUCAUGACGACGGCCUGUACAGAUGUAAUUUAUUAACAGGAGAUGUCAGUCACAUCAUCAACAUCACAGUGUCAGCUGAGGUACCAAGUGAUGCUGGGAAGGAGGACGUGUCCUGGCUGUCCUACUUCUCCAUCUGUAUCAGUGUAAUUCUUCUGGUCAUCACAGUGUCAGUGUUAACCGCCCUGAGUUUUUAUGGCUGGAAACGACGUGUCUACUCAUACGAUGCCUGACCUCGCCAAGGAGAGUAAUCCAUCUUUUCCUGCACUUCCCUUAUCUGAAAGACACCAACAGUCCAACUCCUGCAGUAAGACCAUCACAACCUUCCCCCAAAGACCAACGGGAAACUGUAACUGUAGAUGAAAUGUCAGACCAUGCAGGGUGUGGAGGUGUCACGGAAAACAGGUAGAAGUUUAAAAUGAUAAACCAUGCUGUAGAAGAGGGGAACGGAAGAGGUUUGUGGUCAAACAGAUGCACAGCGCAGUCAUUUUAAAGUAACUGGACUAGACCAGAAGCAGAAAUAAAGUUAUUCUCUCACCGUCAGCUUUGUUCCAGGAAAUACUGCUUUUCAUUAAUUAUGUCUUAUUAUUUUUUAGCUGCUCUGAUCAUUACGUUUGCAUGUCUUUUUUACUUGUUAAACUUUGUUGGCCAAUGCUUUGGCAGUUGGAACGUGGAUUUGUCAUGUGCAGACUCAAUAGCUAUUGUGCAUUUUUCUGUCUGACUUUGAUAGAAGAGGUUUGGGAGGCGUCUAUGUAUUGUAAAAAAAUAAAAUAAAAUU
Larimichthys crocea (large yellow croaker) is the source of this 1146-nucleotide messenger RNA. RefSeq names its product B- and T-lymphocyte attenuator-like. The transcript is spliced from 4 exons. The coding region runs from base 50 to 601 and encodes 183 amino acids. The record is from RefSeq and is a predicted model, not a curated record. Gene Ontology annotation, cellular component: plasma membrane. Lineage: Eukaryota; Metazoa; Chordata; Actinopteri; Sciaenidae. Gene Ontology annotation, molecular function: signaling receptor activity. Gene Ontology annotation, biological process: immune response-regulating cell surface receptor signaling pathway.